Molecule: messenger RNA, 464 nt
Organism: Chrysoperla carnea
Lineage: Eukaryota; Metazoa; Arthropoda; Insecta; Neuroptera; Chrysopidae
Product: zinc finger protein OZF-like
Exons: 2
Coding region: 15-464 (149 amino acids)
Biological process (GO): central nervous system development; regulation of transcription by RNA polymerase II
Cellular component (GO): nucleus
Molecular function (GO): RNA polymerase II cis-regulatory region sequence-specific DNA binding; DNA-binding transcription factor activity, RNA polymerase II-specific
Source: RefSeq, a predicted model, not a curated record
UCAAGGAAGAAAAUAUGGAACUUGAAAAACAAUUACAUACAGAAUUUAUUAUUGAAGAUGAAAUUAAAGAAGAAAUAUUGGAAGAACCACUUGAAAUAAAGUUUGGUUUACUUCAACAUAAAUUCACUCAAGGCGGAAAAAAGCCUUUUUCUUGUGAAUUUUGUAAUAAAACAUUUACUCAGCAAGGUAAUUUAAUUGCGCAUAAACGAACACAUACUGGCGAAAAACCUUUUCCAUGUGAAUUUUGUGAUAAAAAAUUUAUUUUAAAACAGAAUUUAAUUAAACAUAAACGGACUCAUUCUGGUGAAAAAAUAUUUUCAUGUGACAUUUGUAAUAAAACAUUUACCCAGCAAGGUAAUUUAACUGUGCAUAAACGAAUACAUACUGGCGAAAAACCUUUUCCAUCCACAUCACCCCCCUGGCCAGUGAUGAAGCCAGUGGAAAAUCACACAAAAUCCUCUUAA